Molecule: messenger RNA, 2005 nt
Organism: Nelumbo nucifera (sacred lotus)
Lineage: Eukaryota; Viridiplantae; Streptophyta; Magnoliopsida; Proteales; Nelumbonaceae
Product: abscisic acid 8'-hydroxylase CYP707A2-like
Biological process (GO): sterol metabolic process; abscisic acid metabolic process
Molecular function (GO): iron ion binding; oxidoreductase activity, acting on paired donors, with incorporation or reduction of molecular oxygen, NAD(P)H as one donor, and incorporation of one atom of oxygen; heme binding
Source: RefSeq, a predicted model, not a curated record
UCUCCACGCAUCCUUUACGUUCAAUCAUCAAAACCCAACUACCCAACUAGUCGUUCUUCAACUCCUACACUUCCAACUAGUGAAACUCACAUGGAAAUUCCCAUGUUUUCGCUUGUUUCUUCACCCUUCAUCUUCCUUGCCUCUCUGCUAUCUCUGUUUCUCUUGUAUGCUUUAGCUUGGAUGCUAAUUGCCGGUCGUCGGAGAUUGCCAUUGCCUCCCGGAACGACGGGCUGGCCUUAUAUAGGAGAAACCUUUCAACUCUACUCUCAAAACCCAAAUGUCUUCUUUGCUUCAAAAGUGAAGAGGUAUGGCUCUAUAUUCAAGACACAUGUGCUGGGGUGCCCCUGUGUAAUGAUUUCAAACCCAGAAGCUGCCAAGUUUGUAUUGGUGACAAAAUCUCAUCUUUUCAAACCCACAUUUCCUGCAAGUAAAGAGAGAAUGUUGGGUAGACAGGCCAUCUUCUUCCACCAGGGAGCCUAUCACAUGAAGUUGAGAAAGCUUGUUAUGAGGGCAGUCAUGCCAGAGGCAAUCAAAGACAUAGUCUCUGACAUUGAGGCAAUUGUCGUCGAUACUCUCCGGUCAUGGGAUGGCAUGUUGAUCAACACGUUCCAAGAAAUGAAGACGUAUACGUUCAAUGCGGCAUUAUUGUCCAUUUUUGGAAAGGACGAUGUCCUCUACAGGGAAGAACUCAAACGGUGCUACUACAUUCUUGAGAAGGGCUACAAUUCAAUGCCCAUCAACCUUCCAGGAACCCUCUUCAACAAAUCUAUGAAGGCAAGAAAGGAGCUGGCUCAGAUCCUAGCCAAAAUCCUCUGUUCCAGGAGGCAGAGGAAGGAAGAAAGCAAGGACCUUCUUGGAUCCUUCAUGGGUGAGAAAGAGGGUCUGACCGACGAUCAGAUUGCCGACAACGUAAUAGGCGUCAUGUUCGCUGCCAGAGAUACCACAGCCAGUGUUUUGACAUGGACUGUCAAGUACCUGGGAGAAAAUCCAAGCAUCCUACAAGCUGUAACUGAAGAGCAAGAGACCAUAAUGAGGUGCAAAGAAAAGUCUGGUGAAGAUAGAAUUUUGACUUGGGCAGAUACCAGGAAGAUGCCAAUAACUUCAAGAGUUAUUCAGGAGACUCUAAGAGUAGCUUCAAUUCUUUCUUUCACGUUCAGAGAAGCUGUUGAAGAUGUUGAAUAUGAAGGAUAUCUCAUACCAAAAGGGUGGAAGGUUUUACCACUUUUUAGGAACAUUCACCACAGCCCAGACAACUUCCCAGAUCCUGAGAAGUUUGAUCCCUCCAGAUUUGAGGUUGCUCCAAAGCCCAAUACUUUCAUGCCAUUUGGCAAUGGGAUACACUCAUGCCCUGGGAAUGAGUUAGCCAAGUUGGAGAUUUUAGUUCUUCUACAUCAUCUGACCACAAAGUACAGGUGGUCUAUGGUGGGGCCACAGAAUGGAAUCCAGUAUGGCCCAUUUGCUCUUCCUCAGAAUGGAUUGCCCAUCAGAUUAUCUUUGAAAACAUGAAAGUGCAAACCAGACAGUAUGGUGAAUGGUGCUUUUAGUUCUUCCCAAAAAUAGAAGACCUUCUGAAGAAGAGAGAGAGAGAGAGAGAGAGAGGGGGCUAGGACUAGAAGGAUUUUGCAAUGAAAGGAGAGAAAUCCCUCACUAUUUUUUGCCAAGAGACAACAAAACAUUGAAAGAAGAGAAACCUUUAGGAAUGGAAGAUACAGAAGGGAAACAAGUGUAAACAAAAAGAGCCUUUCAGACCAAAAGAGAAAAAAAGCAUGAAGGGGAUGGUUAAUGCAAUUUCAAGCAAGCUCUGUUUCUACUUUCUAUUCUCCUUUUGUAAAUAAUGAGAAGAAAGUCCUUCUCUUUGUGGGGGUCAAGUAGGUAGAUGGGUUGUGGUUGGAUGUCAGGUUCUUGGGUUGGCCUUAACCCAUGUUCCAUUAAUGCCUAUAAGUAAAUAAAAAGAAAAAAGCAACAUAGAAGAGAAGCAAAAAAAGAGCAUAUCUAUCUUUAAUCU